Molecule: messenger RNA, 1825 nt
Organism: Gastrolobium bilobum
Lineage: Eukaryota; Viridiplantae; Streptophyta; Magnoliopsida; Fabales; Fabaceae
Product: pentatricopeptide repeat-containing protein At1g08070, chloroplastic-like
Exons: 1
Coding region: 1-1722 (573 amino acids)
Biological process (GO): RNA modification
Molecular function (GO): RNA binding; zinc ion binding; protein binding
Source: RefSeq, a predicted model, not a curated record
AUGGGGGCAGAGUCUUGUAUUGGUCUGAUAUUUAGGUGCAGAAACGUUUUUCAUAUCAGACAAGUUCAUGCUCAUGUGGUGGUCAACGGAACAUUCCAAGAUCUCGUUGUUGCUAAUAAGCUCCUUUACACGUAUGUCCAACACAAGGCCAUGGAUGAUGCUUAUUAUCUGUUUGAUGGAAUGACAAUGAGAGACCCCACAACUUGGAGUGUCAUGGUUGGUGGGUUUGCCAAGGUAGGUGACCAUACCAGUUGCUAUGCUACCUUUAGGGAGGUUCUCAGAUGUGGUGUUACACCUGAUAACUACACUUUGCCCUUCGUGAUAAGAACUUGCAGAGACAGAAAGGACCUUCAAAUGGGUCAAGUGAUUCAUGAUGUGAUCUUGAAACAUGGGUUGCAUUUGGAUCAUUUUGUUUGUGCCUCCCUAGUUGACAUGUAUGCCAAGUGCAUGGUCAUUGAGGAUGCUCGGCGGCUGUUUGAGAGAAUGCGAAGUAAGGACCUUGUGACUUGGACAGUGAUGAUUGGUGCUUAUGCUGAUUGCAAUGCCUAUGAGUCAUUGGUCUUGUUUGAUCGGAUGAGGGAAGAAGGUUUUGUUCCUGACAAGGUUGCUAUGGUGACUGUUGUCAAUGCCUGUGCCAAAUUGGGGGCUAUGCACAGGGCUGCGUUUAUUAAUGAAUAUAUUUUUAGGAAUGGUUUCUCUUUGGAUGUGAUAUUGGGGACUGCAAUGAUUGACAUGUAUGCUAAGUGUGGUAGUGUUGAGUCUGCAAGAGAGGUUUUUGAUAGGAUGAAAGAAAAAAAUGUUAUUUCAUGGAGUGCCAUGAUUGCUGCCUAUGGGUAUCAUGGGAGGGGGAAGGAAGCCCUUGAUUUAUUUCAUAUGAUGUUGAGAUGUGCAAUAUCGCCCAAUAGGAUCACCUUUGUCUCCCUCUUAUAUGCUUGUAGUCAUGCAGGGCUGAUUGAAGAGGGUCUUCACUUUUUUAAUUUGAUGUGGGAAGAGCAUGCUGUUAGACCUGAUGUCAAACAUUAUACCUGUAUGGUUGAUCUUCUGGGCCGUGCUGGGAGGUUAGAUGAGGCCUUUAAACUGAUUGAGGCCAUGACUAUUGAAAAAGAUGAGAGGCUGUGGAGUGCUUUGCUUGGGGCAUGUAGAAUUCAUGGGAACAUGGAGUUGGCAGAAAAGGCAGCCAAUUAUCUACUUGAGCUACAGCCACAAAAUCCAGGGCACUAUGUUUUAUUAUCUAAUAUUUAUGCAAAAGCUGGUAAGUGGGAAGAAGUGGCAAAAUUCAGGGAUAUGAUGACCCAAAGGAAGCUGAAGAAAGUUCCUGGAUGGACAUGGAUUGAAGUGGAUAACAAAACCUAUCAGUUUAGUGUUGGGGAUAGAUCCCAUCCUAAAUCAAAGGAGAUCUAUGAGAUGUUGAUGAGUUUAAUUAAGAAGUUGGAGAUGGCUGGUUAUGUGCCUGAUACAGAUUUUGUGUUGCAAGAUGUCGAUGAUGAAAUUAAGCGAAAAAUGUUGUACACACAUAGUGAAAAGUUGGCUAUUGCAUUUGGCCUAAUUGCCAUCUCCAAGGGUGACCCCAUUAGGAUCUCCAAAAAUCUGAGGAUCUGCGGUGAUUGUCACACAUUUAGUAAAAUGGUUUCAGCUAUUAUGAGAAGGUCCAUAGUUGUUCGGGAUGCAAAUCGCUUUCACCAUUUUAGUGAAGGAACUUGUUCCUGUGGGGACUAUUGGUAGCAUGAUGAUAGAGUAAAGAUCAGUUUCUUAUGUCUAACUAAAUAUUACAUUUACUUACCAAGUAUCAAAACAUAUGAUAAGAGACGGGUAUUUGGUAAGUUUA